AAUAAAAAUAGCUUAAAAUGAUUUUGUCCUAUAAAUUGUACCAUAAAAUGUAAACGUACAAGAGAUAGAUAAGAUUUAUCUAUAAAUAAACCUUCAAUUAUUAAACUGUACCAUAUAAUUAAACGUUUAAAGUUUAAACAGUCUAAUAGGUACAGCAGUACAAAAUAAAAUAUUGAAAUGGCAUCAGUGUCUUUAGCACAUAUUCCAAAAAUUACUCAAAUAUCAAAAAAAAUUAUUCGAAUACUAGGAUGUAAUCCAGGGCCGAUGACUUUACAAGGAACGAAUACGUAUUUAAUUGGUACUGGAAAGAAACGAAUUUUGAUUGAUUCGGGUUCUCCAGACUUUCCAGAAUAUAUAACAAAUUUAAAAAGUGAAAUAACAAAAGAAAAUUUAGAAAUUUCUGAUAUUAUAAUUACUCAUUGGCAUUCCGACCAUAUUGGAGGUGUUAAAGAUAUUCUAAAACACGUUUCGAAAUCAGAUUGUUCAAUUUGGAAAUAUCCUAGAUCAGAUGAAGAAUCAUCGUAUGAUUUUAAAGUAAAAUGGUUAGAGAAUAAUCAACAAUUUCUAGUGGAUGAUAAUACUUUAAAAAUUAUUCAUACUCCCGGUCAUACAACAGAUCACAUUGUUGUUCAUUUACUCGAAGAUAAUGCUAUUUUUAGUGGUGAUUGUGUUCUUGGAGAGGGAACUGCAGUAUUUGAAGAUUUACACGAUUAUAUGCUGUCCUUAAAUUUAAUACUUAAUUUAAAGCCAAGCAUUAUUUAUCCAGCUCAUGGCAGUGUCGUCAACGAUCCAGUUAAAAAACUUGAGUUUUAUAUUCAACAUCGAAACGAACGUGAAAAACAAAUAUUAGAAUGUCUCAAUAAAGAUAAAUCAAAAAUUUUCACUGAAAUGGAUAUUGUAGAGCAAAUUUACACAUCAACUCCGAAACAUUUAUGGCCAGCAGCUGCCGUUAAUGUAUCACAUCAUUUAACAAAAUUGGAGAAGGAAAAUAAAGUGAAGUGUGUACAAAGUUUAGGUUUUAAAUCAAAUUUAUAACAAAUGUUUAAUAAAAAAAUUG
This is a messenger RNA of Chrysoperla carnea, 1057 nucleotides long. Its product is annotated as endoribonuclease LACTB2. The coding region runs from base 178 to 1035 and encodes 285 amino acids. Gene Ontology annotation, molecular function: single-stranded RNA binding; RNA endonuclease activity. Gene Ontology annotation, cellular component: mitochondrial matrix. The transcript has 4 exons. NCBI's taxonomy places the organism in Eukaryota, Metazoa, Arthropoda, Insecta, Neuroptera, Chrysopidae. The record is from RefSeq and is a predicted model, not a curated record.